AGAUUCGAAUAGAGAAGAGAAGAAACUUUGAUUCAAUACCAAAAUAAUAUCGAACGUACAAGGCAAGCAUUUAGCACACUUUUUUAUGUUAAAAGAAAAGCUUAUCAAUGAGAGAGCCGACGCUCCAAAGGGGAGAAAGCAAAGGAAGCGUAUACUGUAUAGCCGGUUGUACGGCGCACACCGUAGUAUCGCUAACAUUUUCAUAUAUUAAGUGAAAAUGGUGUUUUUCGUUAAAUGAGCAUCAUAUUUAUUCUAUUGAGUAUUGAGAGUGUAAUAAUGAGUAUCGUGAUAUCAGCUUCAUAGUUUAAAAUUCACUUUGUUUUAUUUUUUUUUUUGUUUUUUUAAAAUAUCUACAAUGAACCUGUAUGAAUCCAAUAUGUGAUUUAAUAUUAUACUUUUGAAAUAUGCAUGAAUGUGACAUUUUAAAAUGAGUAUCACACCAAUAUCAAAUGGGCAUACAUAAAUUACGAAAUGAGCAUCGAAAAAUUCAAAAAACUCAUUUAAAAAUCUCGACUAUGCUCAACUAAUUUUCAUUCGUGUAUGCUCAUCACAUCAGUAAAAAUACAUAUAUAUCUACAAUGAAAUCGCCGUGCGCGGCCGUAGACUCAUUGGAAAUCGUCAUCUAUGUAUAUAUAUCUACAAUGAAAUCACCUGUGACUGGAAUCACACGCCAAUUGUAGGAAUUUGGCAGUCUGUCGCUUGUCGAUUGUCGUUGAAGGCUACUCGUGACUCGUUCGAGGUUGAACUCGACGGAAAUAACGGGAUUGACAGAGAUAUGUCAAAAUUCACAGAGGAUUAUAUUUGACAGGAAUAUGCCAAGUUCGUACCAAAAACAUUUUGACACAAGCUAUUUGACACUAAAUCAAUCAUCAACCCUUACCAAAUCCGUGUCAAUUCCGUAUUUUUUGUUGUGUAUAUUUUUAUGGAAUAUAACAAAGUAAGACAAUAAAUUAAUCACUUGUCCUAUAGAAGACAAUAAAUUAAUCACUUGUCCUUGUCGUCGUUGUUGUGACAUCUUUUUACGCUACUCGUAAACUCCUUGGCUUUCUUCACGUUCGAUUCUUCUUCCUCCAUUGUUGCUUGGUGUUUGAGCUUGGAUAUUAGUUUGUUUACACUCCUAUCUCCCUUAGGGUGUAAAAACUCUAAUUUUUGAGCUCUUAUUUUGCUACUUUGGAGCUCUUUCCCGUUUCAGAAACUCGGGUUACUAUUCAUGUCCUGAAGGUCAACGCCUGGAUCUUCUUCCCCUAUGGUUGGAAUCUGAUUUUGAACUUCAAUUGUCCCUCUCCUGACCCUGAGAAUCAAGGAAUACCCGAUUUCAUCAUCAUCAAGCACAUUUGGUUUUUGGCCGUACUCUUCUUCUCUACUCGAUUCGCUAAGUGAAUAGCUCUUAGCUCACCUUUGUUAAGGAAUCAAGCUCCAUGUGUGUGGGGGUGGCUUAUUCCUAGCUUCCCCUACCUUUCUCCUUCAGUAUGCCGAGAGGGGGUAAGGCCAAGAAGAAGACUACCCCUGUUCCUACUAAGUCCUCUUCGAGGCUCAAAGCUAUAGCCCAAGCUAAGAAGGUGGGUGAUGCUGCUUUGGACGAGGUCAUUCAUAGUGAGGAAGACUCUAGCCGUGGAGAUGCCACCUACCAACCUACCAAUGAUAUCUCCUCCUCCUCGAAUGAACCAAUGGAGAACAAAGGGGAGCAUAACGAGGUAAACUCUACUCAUAUCUCUCAAGAUAUUGUUGAACCAUUUAUAGGUGGUGACAUGGAUAAGGUUGUUACUAUUAUUGAGGAGGUUGUUGUACCUAUUAAUGUUCUAAUGAGAUCUCGACUUCUAUAGCUAUUCCUAUUAAUGAGGGUUCUAUGGUGGGUGUUGUACCUAAUUUUGGUUGCUUUAUUGAAGUCUCGGAUUCUCUACCUAAUACUUUUGGAAAUGAGGUUGUUAAACCCAACACUGACACUCAUGACCAUAUUGAUCUAAACAAGAGUCCUCUGUUUGACACUCCUUAUGCCGUGGCUAGUGAGACCUUGACCCCUACUUCUCAUGCCGCGGCAUCUCCCAUUGAUACUCCUAUACCUGGUGUGACUCCUAUGGUUGAUAAUCCUACUGUAGUUGGGGGUUUGUCACGUAUACUUGGUGAGACUCCUAUGGGCUCUACAUCCCAAGGGAUUGUCACUCUUG
Molecule: messenger RNA, 2165 nt
Organism: Cuscuta epithymum
Lineage: Eukaryota; Viridiplantae; Streptophyta; Magnoliopsida; Solanales; Convolvulaceae
Source: the annotation of a GenBank genome assembly